AUGAGGAUGUACAGUCAGUGGGCGGACUCCGUGUCCUGCUCUGCCUUUCUACUAUAUUUUAUUAUACUUUCACACUUUAUAAAUAUUACUGCGGCCCAGUUCUAUGUCUGCAACUCGACAAGUCCAUGUGUCAAUGGUGCAUGCUGUGGUGUCAACAAUGGUGAAACGAAUGGCGUUGAUACUCAGCUUUGUGGCUACGAUCCCGACAAGUCUUGUGGCUCAACAUGCGUGAGCAACUGCAAUGCGACUGCUGAGUGUGGCAAAUGGGCUGCCACUGCUGGCACGACCUGCCCAUUGAAUGUUUGCUGUUCCGAGUACGGUUUCUGCGGUACAACGGCCGACUUUUGUAACGCCGGUGCAGACGGCGGGAAAUGCCAAAGCAAUUGUUUUCAGCCAACCCAGCCUUCCUGCAAAUCGAAUGACGUUCUCAAGAGGGUCAUUGGCUAUUAUGAGAGCUGGUCAGCCGAACGAAAAUGUGAUUCAUGGAGUCCAAGCAAUCUUCCCGUGAAUAGCCUGACACACAUCUAUUGGUCUUUUGCUCUUAUAAGACCCUGGAAUGACGAAUGGGAGGUUUACUUGAUGAAUGAGGGCGAAAUCUCGAGCUUGAACAACAUGGUGGCUGAUUUCAUUGCUUUGAAAGAUGACAACCCGUCCUUAAAGUGCUUCUUGUCUGUUGGAGGCUGGUCAUUCAAUGACGGUGAUACGGCGACAUAUUGGUCCGACAUGUCAUCUACUGAAGCUGGUCGAAAGUCAUUUGCCAAAGACUUAUUGCGGACGCUGAAGCAAUACGGCUUUGACGGUGUUGACUUGGACUGGGAGUAUCCUGUCGCAUCGGAUCGUGGAGGCAGCCCCGAUGACAUGAAAAACUACGGCAAGUUGAUCAAGCAGGUUCGCUCAACCUUUGACGCCAGUGGUUCAGACCUGGGAAUCUCAUUCACCAUUCCAUCGAGCUACUGGUAUCUCCGCCACUUUGACGUACCCGCCUAUCUGCAAGAAGACGGGGCCGACUGGGCGAACAUGAUGACAUACGAUUUGCACGGUGUCUGGGAUGGCACAGACCCAUACAUCGGGAAUAUCACUGGAGCGCACACAAACUUGACAGAGGUUCAACAAGCUAUGGACCUUCUUUGGCGAAACAAUGUUGACCCAUCAAAGAUCGUUCUGGGCAUCGGUUUCUACGGUCGAUCUUUCACACUCAAGGACUCUUCAUGCACCGGCCCCAGAUGUCCCUUCACUGGAGGUGGGCAGCCUGGUAGAUGUACAGACACUUCUGGAAUUCUCUCAUAUAAUGAGAUCAUGGAGAUCGUCGAGAAUGUUGAUGUCGAGGGUCCCAUCUGGGAGGAAACCGCAGCAGUCAUGUAUGUCACCUGGGACGACAACCAGUGGGUGUCGUACGACAACAACGUUACAAUGAAGCAGAAGGUUGAUUGGGCCAAUAACCACUGCCUAGGCGGAGUUAUGAUCUGGGCCUUGGAUCAGGAUACAUACGAUUGGCAAGCUUUGACUGCAUUGCUGGACAAAGAUGUCAGCGCCGCUUCCCUGCUGGAAGGGGGGUCUGAGAACCCAUUGAGUGCCAACGCAACUGCACAUGCAUACAAUCAAUAUACCGGUACCGAUUGUUAUGUCACUGGAUGCGUGAAAGAUAACUCUGGAUCAUGUAAAGCGGGUUACAGUGUUCUGGAUUACGUGCACAGAGCCUCGUACGGAACCAUCACCGACCCCGAUGAUCAUCUUUGCAAAAACGGCGAUACGACCAAGUAUGAGGAUCCGGACUCAGAAUAUCGUCUGAUCUGUUGCCCAACAGAUGCAAUGCCGGCAUGCCACUGGGCUGGCGGCUCCUCCGAUGGCAUGUGUACUGGUGGGAAGGAGGAGUUCGCGGAUGCCACAUGUGGCUCAAAUGAAUUUGAAAUUGUCAAGGAUUCUUUCUCUGACCGAACCGGAUCUACCCCGUGCAUCGUCAAUAGUCGAUCGCUUUGCUGUGCCACCGACCCCAAUCUGAACACUGGAGUGAACGCGUGUUACUGGACUGAGUGCAAUGGAGAAUGCCCCAAAUCCUAUAUGGAGUACCCGGAAUAUGCUCUCAAGCCCGGCAGUAAUCUGAACGAAGAUUCUGAGUACUGCGGCCCUGGAACUGAGGUUUCGACCUUUUGCUGCCCAUUUGACAAUCCUUACGAGAAUUGUGAAUGGACUACCUGUACCGAGCCUUGCCGUAGUGACAAAGUUCUCCUAACCCAACGCUCAGCUUUACUGAACGGCAGUCUCCCCCAGUAUUGCGAUGAUGGGGGCCGGUAUAAGCUCUGCUGUGACGCACCCACCCCCACUGUCAACCCUCCCGUUGACCCCUCAGCCGUGUUUAAGUACCCGGAUGAGAAGAACUACAGCUAUUACCUAAAGUAUGAGGAUACGGACAACAACGAAUCAUCUGGAUGGGGGACUGAGAAUCCCUACGCAUUUGUGAUGGUGGAUGGUGACACGGAUGCAUACGACGAAUCUCUUGUGGAUCAGUGGACAUUUUUGGACGACGGAGGCCUCAACUCCAAGAGAGACGGCCGUCCACGUAAGAAGCGAGACAUCUUCACAUUUCGCGAGGACACAUUUGAUAACGUUGUUGAGACUUACCUCAUUCGCUGUGCGAGCCUCGAUGACAACGGCUGUAAGACAAUUUUCUCCGGCGGUGCGUGGAACACUAUUGUCAAGAUGCCUUCUUACCACGGAUCCGGACCCUACGCUCGUGUCAUCAGCUUGGUUCCACAGCACUCUUCAGAGAAACGGAGUAAUAUCCUCCCGCGGGACACAAACCAGCUGUAUGAGCUCACUGUGGAUUAUGACCUGGCCUCCGCCUCCGAGGAGGAGAAAGGAGAUGUCAACUUUCGGGUCGACUAUACGAACUUGCUUAACUACUGGGACAUUACGGAGGAUCCACCUCUGAAGAGGAAGAGAUGGUUUGGCGCCUUCAAGCAGUGGCUGAAGAAAGUCACAACAGUCAUCAAGGACAGCUCUGGAUAUCUGCCUUUGAACUACUACGACACAAUCAAGUUGUUCCAUUGGGAUCAGCAAUGCAGCGGCAAACAAAUGUCACUCGACAUCGAUUCUACUCUCGACAUAGGUCUCAAUGCGCAAUAUGCGUACUACUUCGAAGGCGCUAUUCUGCCCACGCCGAAGUUAAUUUCUUCUUAUGCAUACUUUUCUGUUGCUCCUGCAGCAGAGAUCCUUCUGACUAUGCGGGGAGAAGCAGCCUUUCAGACCAGCAGCGACGAGAUUGAUAUCAUCUCCGGUGUGACAUUCCCUGGGCUGUCCAUCAAGGGACUAAUCAGCAUCGGCCCAGAGCUCGCCCUUACCGGGAAAAUGGAUGCCUCGAUGGUGAUUUCGGGUGAAGUAAACGCUGGUCUCGUUGUGGAAUUCCCUAAGGCCGAAGUCUUCUUUCCCCAGGAUGAGGACGGCGAGACUGCCAGUGUUCCCCCGUCCUCCCUCAAGAACGAGGAGGGCAAGGAUGCCCCGAAUCAAUUCUCAGUCACCCCUCAGCUGGAAGCUUCAGCAUCGGCAUCGGGCAACUUGGCUUUAACUCUCACCCCUGAGGUGAAGUUUGGCAUUUCUGUUCUCAAUGGGAAACUAAUGGAAGGCUAUGUUACUGCAGGAGUGGAGAACACUGUCAGUUUGGGUGUCAGUGCCUCGGCAUCGACGGGGCUAUCCAGCGGGUCUUCUGCAGAAUUCUGCUACUGGGCAGACUACGAUUAUUCGGUGUUCCUGCAAGCAGAUGCCUCUUUCCUUGGCGACGUGGCAUAUUGGGGUGACCGAUAUGAUAUCACCUCUCCAGAGGAUCCGAUUGCACUUGUUGAUAAGAAAUGUCUAUCUUACUCGAGUGACGUGGAUGAGAAGAGAAAGCGUGAUUCAACAAGCUCGGCUCUGGUCAGAAACACAACUGGCAUACCUUUCUUUGCGGGAUGGUGUCAGUGUGCCAACAAGGAUACUCAAAUUGGCAACGACACCUUGAGCUGCUUGGAUUCCGGUGGCACCACGUCAACUUCUAAGCGUGAUGGCACCACUCCAACUUGCUAUCUCCCGCCGGCGUUGUUUUACAAUUGUGACUGGUUCCAAACCGCAAGAAUCAUGAACCUCAACACCGACACAAGUGGACAAACACCUCACGUCGACCUCAGAGGCAUUUGUGAGAAUGUCAAGAACUACCUGAACCGGAACUCGGGGAAGCAAUACAUUUGGCCUAAUUGGAUGCGCCUGACUUAUCAGACGGACCCAGCACAUUCUAACCGGGCCGACGCAUGUGCGCAGAAAGCGAAGGAAUGCAAGAAGUUGAAAGAGUCCCUUUGGCCCAAGGAGGGAAAAUCGCCACGGGCGCAAACCAUGUCCUGUGAUGAGUUUCCCUUCAAUUCAGCGGCAGAGGGGGGCACAGGUGCUGAGGUCGCAUGUGUUCCGGAUGGUCAACAGAAGUAUCAAGGCAAGAUCAAUAACCAGCUUUCUAACAUCAAGUACACUCCAACGGGGCAAGGUAAAACGCAAUACUGGAAGGAUUCGGCAUGGUCGGGGCCGACAAGAUACUACACCGUGAACCUCUUCAGCUUCAAAAACAACCAGAAUAACCUCGGGACAGUGGGUGGCUUAUUUGCCUCGGGUGCCACGAACAACCCGUCCAUGAACCCAGGGACCGGACUGCUCCAUGUUUUGGGGGGUAUCAACCUCCAGGGAAACCCAGAACUCUCAAUUACUAACAACGGCAUAUGCCUUGUGUUCCCUUACCAGAAGAAGUCCCCUGGCAAGCUUAUGAUCGAUAUGCUGGAGAAUAAGCCCUGUAAGAUCCAGUUCGAACCCCCAGCUACUAUCGCGGCCAGAGGCUUGGAUCCUGCCGACCCUGACAACUGGGUGAUUACAAAUGUCACUCUUAGCGAUGAACCGUUCGAGGAGGAUAGUCCGUUCAAGGAGAUGGCAGAUCAUCUCAACGAUAUCGGCUUGGCGUAUAAGGAUGAUGACAUGGACCCUGAAUUCGUCUAA
Molecule: messenger RNA, 5004 nt
Organism: Penicillium bovifimosum
Lineage: Eukaryota; Fungi; Ascomycota; Eurotiomycetes; Eurotiales; Aspergillaceae
Product: CAZyme family GH18
Exons: 10
Coding region: 1-5004 (1667 amino acids)
Biological process (GO): carbohydrate metabolic process
Molecular function (GO): hydrolase activity, hydrolyzing O-glycosyl compounds; chitin binding
Source: RefSeq, a predicted model, not a curated record